AUGGACAGCAGCACCUGGAGCCCCGCGGUCACCACCGCCGCCGCGCCCGAGUCCUACGAACGCAUCCGCAAUGCCGCCGACAUCUCGGUCAUCGUCAUCUACUUCUUAGUGGUGAUGGCCGUCGGGCUCUGGGCUAUGUUUUCCACUAAUCGUGGGACUGUUGGAGGCUUCUUCCUGGCAGGUCGAAGCAUGGUGUGGUGGCCGAUUGGAGCCUCUCUCUUCGCUAGUAACAUUGGAAGUGGCCACUUUGUGGGACUGGCGGGAACGGGAGCAGCUUCAGGCAUUGCCAUGGGGGGCUUUGAAUGGAAUGCACUGGUUUCGGUGGUUGUGCUGGGCUGGGUGUUUGUCCCCAUUUACAUUAAGGCUGGGGUGGUGACAAUGCCAGAAUACCUGCAGAAGCGGUUUGGAGGCAAGCGGAUCCAGAUCUACCUCUCCAUCCUGUCCCUGAUACUCUACAUUUUCACCAAGAUCUCGGCAGACAUCUUCUCCGGGGCCAUCUUUAUCAAUCUAGCUUUGGGCUUGGAUCUGUACCUGGCCAUCUUUCUCCUAUUGCUGAUCACUGGCCUUUACACGAUCACAGGUGGCCUGGCAGCUGUGAUUUACACCGACACCUUGCAGACAGCGAUCAUGCUGGUGGGGUCUUUAAUCUUGGCUGGCUUUGCUUUUCAUGAAGUGGGAGGGUAUGCAGCCUUCAUGGAAAAGUACAUGAAGGCCAUUCCAACCUUGAUUUCUGUUGCAAACACCACCGUCAAGGAAGAGUGCUACACACCGAGGGCCGACUCCUUCCACAUCUUCCGGGACCCUCUCAGCGGAGACAUCCCAUGGCCUGGGCUCAUCUUUGGUCUGUCCAUCCUUGCCCUGUGGUACUGGUGCACAGAUCAGGUCAUCGUGCAGCGCUGCCUCUCGGCCAAGAACAUGUCUCACGUGAAGGCUGGCUGCAUCCUGUGCGGGUACAUGAAGCUGCUGCCCAUGUUCCUCAUGGUGAUGCCGGGAAUGAUCAGCCGCAUCCUGUACACAGAAAAAAUUGCCUGUGUCGUCCCCUCGGAAUGUAAGAAAUAUUGUGGCACCGAAGUUGGCUGUACCAACAUCGCCUACCCAACCUUAGUGGUGGAACUCAUGCCGAAUGGACUGCGAGGGCUGAUGCUGUCAGUCAUGAUGGCCUCUCUCAUGAGCUCCCUGACCUCCAUCUUCAACAGCUCCAGCACCCUCUUCACCAUGGACAUCUACACUAAAGUCCGGAAGGGAGCAUCUGAGAAAGAGCUCAUGAUUGCAGGAAGGGCGUUCAUCCUGGUCCUGAUUGGCAUCAGCAUCGCCUGGGUGCCCAUUGUGCAGUCGGCACAAAGUGGGCAACUCUUCGAUUACAUCCAGUCCAUCACCAGUUACUUGGGACCACCCAUUGCAGCUGUUUUCCUGCUUGCUAUUUUCUGCAAGAGAGUCAAUGAACCAGGAGCCUUCUGGGGACUGAUCCUAGGAUUUCUGAUUGGGUUAGCCCGUAUGAUUACUGAAUUUUCCUAUGGAACCGGGAGCUGCACGCAGCCCAGCAACUGCCCCACAAUUAUCUGUGGUGUGCACUACUUGUACUUUGCCAUCAUCCUCUUUGUCAUUUCUAUCAUCGUCACCGUAGUCGUCUCCCUCUUAACUAAGCCCAUUCCAGAUGUCCAUCUCUACCGUCUGUGCUGGAGUCUCCGCAACAGCAAAGAGGAGCGAAUUGAUCUAGAUGCAGGCGAGGAGGAAAUCCAGGAAGCUCCAGAGGAGACCAUUGAAAUUGUAAUUCUUUUAUGUCUUUCCUCUGACACAGAAGUUUCUGAGAAGAAGAAAGGAUGGUUCAGGCGGGGCUUUGACCUGUUUUGUGGGCUGGACCAGCAGAAGGGCCCCAAGAUGACCAAGGAAGAGGAGGCAGCAAUGAAGGAGAAGAUGACAGACAUCUCUGAGAAGCCUUUGUGGCGGAUGGUAGUGAACAUCAAUGGCAUCAUCCUGGUCACUGUGGCUGUCUUCUGCCAUGCAUAUUUCGCCUAAGUCCUGCUUUCUGCUGCAGGCUGUGCUCAUGAAGGCCAGAUUCUUUGCUCUGACUCUCUUUAGUCCCAUUCUGUGGUGUGGAAGGGAAGUCAGCCCGUUGUAAAUUUUGCUCAGAUGGAUAGAUGUGUACAUGUGUAAUUACAGGCUAGACAGAUGAAAAUAAUUAGUUUACUGUUAAAUUAUGUAUUUGAAGCCAAUAUGAUCUGGUCAGGUGUACAUGCUACAGUUUCAAGAGGAAAAUACACUCAGUUUUAUCUAGAAAAAGACAAACUAAGAAACAGAAGGCCUGCGAUGUCUGAUGCUUGUAUGUCUCAGGUAGACUCAGCACGUCAACACUGUUUGUAACCCUUGAAUAUUAUUUUGAGAGAUCACCUUCCCCUUCUUCUUUUUUUUUUUUUUAAAGCAAAUAUCUUGCCCCAUCAUAUCUCUGUCAACUUUUUCCUGGCACAAGAAAAACUGGUCUGAUAAACUGAUGGACACAUUAAAGCUGAGGAUGGGAG
Loxodonta africana (African savanna elephant) is the source of this 2516-nucleotide messenger RNA. It is a transcript of the gene SLC5A1, whose product is annotated as solute carrier family 5 member 1. The coding region runs from base 1 to 2016 and encodes 671 amino acids. Gene Ontology annotation, cellular component: plasma membrane. Gene Ontology annotation, molecular function: D-glucose:sodium symporter activity. Lineage: Eukaryota; Metazoa; Chordata; Mammalia; Proboscidea; Elephantidae. The record is from RefSeq and is a predicted model, not a curated record. Gene Ontology annotation, biological process: sodium ion transport; transmembrane transport. The transcript has 15 exons.